Fibroporia radiculosa is the source of this 1026-nucleotide messenger RNA. RefSeq lists its product as uncharacterized. The record is from RefSeq and is a predicted model, not a curated record. NCBI's taxonomy places the organism in Eukaryota, Fungi, Basidiomycota, Agaricomycetes, Polyporales, Fibroporiaceae. Gene Ontology annotation, molecular function: acyltransferase activity, transferring groups other than amino-acyl groups. The transcript is spliced from 2 exons. Bases 1 to 1026 code for a protein of 341 amino acids.
AUGUCCGCUCUUCGAAUCGUCCAGUUUAAUGAGCCACAGGACUUCAUAGAGGCUGCUUCGCAGUACGACACUUAUUCCAUGAAUUUUACCCUCGGUUCCCUCCUUGACUAUACCGACUCUAUCCAAGCGGCAACACAAACGCACAGGGACCGGCCAACUAAGGUCCUGCUAGCAGUGUAUAGAGGGAACGAAUUAUUACUAUCUCUCACAAAGCAUGCAGAGGCUUUCGCGUGGAUGAUGGCAAGCCCCAGUCACGUAGAUACUUCAUGCGCGCAAGAUGGUGCCGACUUACUCCUAGCAGCACAGAUGCUUGCAAACUAUCUCUCCAGCAUCACUGACCCCAAUCUUGUCGAUAAGGUUAUUGGCCCAGAAUUGGCAGUGGAUACCUUCAUCAAGGCUUGGGUAGCCCAUAUGCAGUCCAAGGGCGUGCAUCUCACAGCAUUAGAACCGAGCGUCAAAGGCUGGGUUUUAUGCGCCACACGUGCAUCGCUACCUCCUUGGUCCACGCCGUCUUCUCAUAAUCAAGUGUCGUUGGCAUCGAGCCAAGAAGACAUAGCGGCACUUGCACCUUUGUACGUCGAAUUCUCCAGGAAUGGCACCCAUCCUCAGACGCUCGAAGUUGCGCAAAAUGUUAUACGCGAGGCCGUGGAUAAGGGAAAAGUAUGGGCGUACCGUUCGGGUGACGCGGUCGCAGGCUAUAUCCUCGUGGGCCGAGUUACACCACGCACAGUGGCAAUUCGGAACGUAUUCGUAUUGCCGGAUCACCGGCGCAAAGGAAUCGCGGAAACUAUGGUGCAUACAGUGACGCGCUAUUAUUUGGGAGUUGCGCCUUCGACUCACAAAGGGAAUUCUUCAACUGCACCAAAAGAAGGCAUUAAAGAGGAGAUUUGUCUAAAUGUGAGCGAUCCCGCGGCGAUGAAGAUCUACAAGCGAUGCGGUUUCAUGCUAGACGACGUACGGGAUCCUCAUACUGAACGAAAAAGAUCGUUCCGAUCGCUCUGGGGCGGCGUAGAAAGGGCGCAGUGA